CGGUUUGCUCAUAUGCCCUUGACGGCAAGCAAGUUUUCUUCGCCGCCGGCGUCGAUGUUAAAAAGGCAAGAACCCCUGGGACGAGAAGGGGAAUGUCUGCCUAGGAAAUAGUGACUGCAAUCGUGUGAGAGACAGCAGAAAAGAGAAAGUGGGAAAUGCACAAACGAUCAAAUUUGUGUUUAUCUAGCUAAAGUAUUUUUCACUCAAAGAAUGGAAAAAUAAACGUAAUAAAAUAAUGAAGAUGAUCAAGAAAGAAGUGAAAGCUCAAAAUGAAAAGAAAAUAGAUUAGAUAGCAAACAGUAUUCAAAACGAUAAUUAAUCAACAGCAAUGUUCAAAGCAAUAAAAUAUCUACGAAAUCCUCACAAGAAAAAUAAAAACACCAUCAUCCACAAUGCUGAAAAUCAGAAAGUAAUUAACAAAAAUGAUCAAUAUAACAUAGUAAAAGAACACUUUACACAACACUUUUGGAAUGACCAACAUGAAAUGGUAAAUCAAUUUGAAGGACCACCUAGACCUCUUAAUAAGCCAAUAAGUAAAGAAGAAGUAGAAAAGGCAUUAAAUAGGAUGAAAAAUAAUAAGCCACCUGGAGAAGACCAUAUACCUGCAGAAUUGGUAAAACACAGCUCUGAAGCAGUAAAACAAAAAAUUAGCGAAUAUCAAUAUAGGAAAAUCAAAUCUGAUACCAAUACAGAAACAAGGUAAAGAAAAAGGCCCAGUGAAAAAUUUAAGACCGAUAAACUUGUUGAAUACCAUCCCUUACAACCCUCAACAGAAUCCAGCCCAAAGUUGAUCAAUACCUUUCACAAUCACAGUCACUAUUAUGUCUCAACAUGAGACAUAAUAUGGACCCACAGAUUUCUAACAGCAAAAGCACAGCUCUACUAAUAUCUUGAAAUACAUAUAAUUGCAAUAGACAUGUCCUCAGCCUUUGGUACCAUCAACAGAAAUAAACUAAUGAAAGAAUUGAAAACCUUUCUUGAUGAAGAUUAAUGUAGAAUGAGCCGACUAAUACUCAGUAAUACAAGCAUCAAUGUACUGUUUGCAGAUAGUCAUCCAGAAGACACCAGCACAAACGUAGGAUCACCACAAGGAGAUGCAAUUAGUGGAACAUUUUUUAAUAUAGCGUAAAAAAGCCUUAGAACAUUACAAGGGAAUCUAAACAUAAGAAGACCAACGAUAGAACAUUCAUACACAAAGAUUACAAGCCUAACAAGAGAAUUAAUAUAUGCAGAUGACACUGAUUUCCCAACAGAAGAUAAAGCAGAAAAGGAUUACCUCAAAAGCAUUGUUAAAGACACUUGCAAAGCAUAAUCUAAAAGUAAAUGAAGAUAAAACGGAGUAAACUGAGAUAAAGAGAAAUAAAGAUAAAAUUGAUGAAACCUGGAGAACAGUGAAGAAACUGGGAAGUCUACUUGCAUGCUAUGAAGACAUAAGUGAAGAAUACAACUGUCAUAUGCAGCAUUCAAUUCAAUAAAACAAGUAUGAUUAAAACAGAACAUACACUAGGAGAAGAAAUUAACAAUCUAUAAAUCAACAGUAAAACCAGUAUUAACCUACAAUUUCGGAACAUGGGGACUGACAAAGAAAGACCAAAAUGAAAUUGAUGUAGUACAUAGAAGACAACUUAGAAAUAUUAUAAAAGAUAAAAAGAUCAAGAAUCAAAAAUUAUACGUAAAAUGCAAGGAGGAACCCAUAAGUAAAACUAGGAAACAUGCCAAAUGGAGAUUACUUGGACAUAUCCUUAGACUACCAGAGACUACACUUGCACACCAAUCUAUGAAAUACUACUUCGAAAUUCCCAAAGAUGCAAAGAAAUUUUCAGAAAACAAACAAAUUACUUUACCAACUUCUAUAGACCAAAAAUCAAAACAACUCUCAAAAAUAACUCCCUGUUAAGCAAUUUACAACAACUGAUGACCUUCGCACACUAAACAGAUUGCACAAGAUAGAAAACGAUGGAGUGAUUUAUCUAAAGUCAUUUGCCUCGCCUAAGAUAAAUAAAACACUGUUUCUACAAAUCGAAAAGGCAUAGAAGAAGAAGAAAGUAUUUUUCAAAUCAGGGGAAAUUGGCGAAGCUAGCUACCUACUCACCUCUCACCUCCCCUUGCCUGCUUUGCACUCACUGUUAUCUAGACAGCCAUAUUUUACAUGGCUCCUCUUUCUUCAUUUAGGCAUAACAGAACCCUCAAGAUCCUUCACCUGUUUUUAGUCAUCAAAAAUUAGGUUUUGUCUCUGUUAAUGGAAAAUUGGUCAUUAGGGGUAAAGGCAAUUAAAGCAUCAGCUUGCCAUUGAAAUAAAAAAACAGACUAAAUUUAUUACAAUUUAAUUGUAGCUGGACAAAAGAAGAGAAACAAAAUUAACCUAUAAAUACUAACAGAUGUAAUAGCAGAAUAAGGUUUACAACACUUUUGCAUAUAACAAAACAGUCUGCAUAAAAAACAUAAUUUCUUGAGCGGAACUUCAUUCUAAAGUACAAAGUGGAAAUAAAGCAUGCCCUUAACAUGGAUAUAGCUAGCUAACAGCCAAUUUGCUGAAGAGGGUGUCGAUAAGCCGCAAACGCCCGCAUAUGUAAGGGCGAGUUCGGACGACUUUUCGAAUUAAAUUGGCAGUUGUUGUCUGAAACCGCCUGCACUUUCACGAACUCGCCCAGAACAUUCCCAAAAUGUAGUUCCUUGUGUAACAUACCAAGCGGACAAUAGUUGGAAGAAGGAGCUUGAAGAUAAAGGAGUUAAUAAAGUUUAUAUAUAAGUUAUUUAUCAAGUAAAUCUUUAUAAACUAUCAAAAACAGUUCUUUUAAGAACUUCGCUACCACAUAAACAUACAUCCUGCAAUAUAUUAUACUGUACAUAAUGCACAAUGGAUUUAAAAGGUGCAUGCAUCAUUGGAGGGCGUAAUCAUAAGGGUGGCAUUGAUGGCUUGGGUAUUGUUGCUGAUAAUACUGAAAAAAAUGUUGAAGUUGUUUGGAACAAUGGGAAUGAGGAUAUUUGCCCUGGCAAUGAUCUGCUUGUAUAUGAUCUUGGUCCCACUGGAAUAACACAUCCAGGAAUAAAAUGUGAUGAAUGUGCAUCAGCACCUGUUGUUGGUAUAAGAUGGAAUUGUGCAACUUGUAAUGAUUAUGAUUUAUGUAACACAUGUUACCAUGGAAACAUGCAUGAUUUAGAUCAUGCUUUUUAUCGAAUUUCUUUGCCAAAUACUCCUGCUAGGAACGUUGGAAAAAGGAAACUUCAAGAAAGAAGUAAGAUCCAUGGAUUUUUUCCUGGUGCAAAGGUGAAACGAGGAAGAGAUUGGGAUUGGGGAAACCAGGAUGGUGGAGAUGGCAGCACUGGUAAAGUUGUUUCUAUUUAUGACUGGAAAGGACCAUUUAGCAAAAAGAGUUUAAGAAGUGGUGUUAGUGUACUAUGGAACAAACAAAAAAAUGAGAAUAACUACAGAACUGGAUUUCAAGGCAAGAUGGAUCUAAUUUGUACUACACCUGCAUUUGGGGGAUAUUGUUACAAGAAUCACCUGCCUGAACUUAAUGCACUGUUAAAAGCUGUACCACAAAGGCGAGCAAAGAAAUUUAAUGUUGGUGAUAUGGUGACAAUAUAUAAAAGUGUAGAAUCACUUAUGCAACUGCAGGAUGGCCAUGGAGGUUUUAUCCAAGAGAUGGUGAACUGCAUUGGAAUAGUUGGUCAUGUAAUAGAGAUAGCACCUACUGGAGAUGUAUUUGUUUUAUUUGAUGUUUCUGAUGAUGAAGACGAUACCAACCUUUUUUCGUUAUUCUUAAAACUUAAAGGAGUAAAGAGGCGAAAGUUAGUAAUAAAUCCUGCUGCACUUAAAAAAGUUGAAAAUUUACCAGUCAACGAAAAAGUUAAAGUAAUCAAUGAUGAAAAUUUAUUUGCUUUAAUGCAAAAAAAUAUUGAUGUUUACAAACAAGGUCUUGAGAAGUUAGCAGGAAAAGAAGGAGUUGUUAUAAAGCCAUUUGAUGGAAAGACAAUCUCUGUAAAAUUUGGUGAUAGAGUAAUUGUUCCAUUAAGUGUAGCUGCUAUUGCUGAGGAAGAAGAAGAGGAAGAAAUUUCAGGAAGAGACAUGCUUGUCAGGCUUUUACGGUUAUUCAGUGAGGCGAUGGAUGAUAGUGAUAACGAGGAAAAAGGAACAAAAGCAGGAAAGAAAAAAAUUGAAGAGAUACGUGAAAAAGACAUUGUUACAACUGUUUAUGAGGGAGACUUGGAUGGCGCUCGGAAAAUAUUGACCGAAAAACCACAUAUGAUAAAUGCAUUUAAAAAUGGAAAAAGCUCUUUGCAUGUUGCAUUGAUCCAAGGUAAUGAAGAAAUGAUUAACCUAUUGUUGGAAUUUGGCGCCGAUACUAGAUUAGAGAGUGAUGAUGGAGAUACUGCUUUACAUUUUGCAGUUGCAAGCGACAUGGUAGCAACUGGUCGAUUGCUGAUUAGACGUGGGUGUCCAAGAAAUAACAAAAACAAAACUGGUUUUACGGCUCUUCAUGCAGCUGUCCUUAAACAAAGCGCAGGAUUUGUACAAAUGUUGGUCAGUGAAAAGUGUGAUCCCAGUGUCAAGGAUCAUAAUGGUAACACUGCACUCCACGAUGCUUGUGAUAAGGGGAAUUCAACUAUUGCUGAAAUCUUAAUAUCCUCUCCACUCUGCGAUAUCACCGUUUUCAACCAGAAGGGAUUUAAUGCCUUGCAUUAUGCUGCUUUAAAGGGACAGCUCCAGAUUGUUCAAACUAUGCUUGAACAAUACCCAGAGGCUGUCAACAUUCCUAAAGAAGAUGGUUUCACAGUAUUACAUAUAGCUAUUGUCAAUGGAAUGGAAGACGUUACUGAUUUUUUAUUAACAUUUUAUGCCAAUGGUGGACUAGACCUGGAACAGAAAACCAAGGCUGGUCAAACCUCUCUACAUAUUGCUUGUAUUGAAGGUUUUCUCAGUAUUGUGAAGAUUUUGUUAAACCAUGGUGCAAAGGUUGAUGCUGAAACUAAGGAAGGAGACACUGCAGCUCAUCAGUGUGUGUACAAGCAUGCCAUGCUGUGUAACUUACCUCAGCAGUUGCAAGGUUUUGAACUCUAUCCUGAUGUACAAACAGUGAGAUCACAUUUUUCUAACCACCAAGCAAGUGGUAUUGUGAUAGCCUGCUUCCUGCUUGAGAACGGAGCAUCGAUCAAUUACAUCAAUCACAAGGGACAAUCUUUACUUGAUAUUUGCGAUAAUGCUAGAUUGAAAAGACUCUUGGUUGAGUUUGCACAAAAGAACACAGCUACUGUAAGUUCACCAACAUCAAAAAACGCCCCUGCUUUGGUCAGUGAAGUUUCUGUUGAAAUGUGUCCUAUGUGUAAUGUUGAAAAUCCAGUGGAAGGACGUUUUCAACCAUGUGGACAUGCACUGUUGUGUUAUGACCACGCAGAGUGCAUGAAGAAAUGUCCAGAAUGCAAAAAACAAGUAGAAAGCAUUAGCCGACUAUCAAUUGAACGUCUGCCGAACUGUAUGAUAUGUCGUGACGUGCGUGUAAACGUCACAUUCGAACCUUGCGGUCACCAAAUUGCUUGCUAUGUGUGUGGGAAAAGAUUCAAGAUGUGUUUGAAAUGUGAUCUGCCAAUUAAAACCAAAGUUCCGAUUGGUGAGAUACCUGAGGAAGAUUCACCAGAUGCUUCAUCCGAUGGAAACGAAAGUCAUUUGUGCAACAUUUGCUACGAACGACGAAAAAACGCAGCUUUUCUUUGCGGUCAUGGAGCGUGUAUGAAGUGCGCGCAUGCACUUCGAGACUGCCACAUCUGUCGCAGGAAAAUUGAACGCAUUAUCGAAAUAUUCGAUUGAAUGAGUGAGGUACAAGAAAUGAAUUUUGUAAUUUUUAUUUUUAUUAAAGAGUCGCACUUGUAGAAUAAUUUAUAGGAGAAAUUUCGUUUCGAGAAUUUUUUUAAUUACACACAGUUUCGUUCUUCAAAUUUUUAUGUAUAACAGUGUUUUUUUAGCAUAGUAAACACAGAAAGAGGUUGGUGAAACUAAUCUCGGAGAAUGUGUUGAGAGAAAUCUUUUUUAGCAAUUUGUUUUUCAAGCACUACGUAAAAACAUGUAGUUCUUCAUGUAAAGUUAAAACCAAGCAAAAGGAUAAAUAGUUUAGAGAUAUUAAUCCGGGGCAAACCAUACACGUGAAAAAUAAAUUUUGGAACGGUAUGCGCAUCGUAAAAUAUUCCAAUAUCACGCGUUAUCACAUGGAGUAUUUUUGAUAACACGGUUUGCUCCGGGUUUUAGAAGGUAUUUUUUAAACUUUUAUAAAGUAAUUUUUGAUAAAUUGGCAGCAUGUAUUAACUAUAUGCUUGUGACCAGGUUUAUAUGGGAAAAUAAAAAGCUCUCUUUGCGUACAUUUAAACUACCUAGCUUUUACGAUUCUUAGUCAACAACGCUUUCAUGAAAUGUACGUAUUUUGAGCUCUUGUAACUACAUUGCCACUCAUUCUAAAGUUGUUUAGCUUCUCUGUGCAAUGAAAUUCAGUAGAGAAGGUGAAUCAUUCUUCAAGCGCAGCGAGGUUGGUAGGCGACAGUUAGUCGUACAGUGACGCGUGUGUGUUCUUAUGCAUAAGUAGUCAUAUUUCGGCAGAAGAGUUUAUAUCGACUGCAUGUUGUUACAAAAGAUCAUAAAAAUAUAAACAA
Hydractinia symbiolongicarpus is the source of this 6639-nucleotide messenger RNA. RefSeq names its product E3 ubiquitin-protein ligase MIB2-like. Gene Ontology annotation, cellular component: cytoplasm. Bases 2858 to 5806 code for a protein of 982 amino acids. Gene Ontology annotation, biological process: protein ubiquitination. Gene Ontology annotation, molecular function: protein binding; ubiquitin-protein transferase activity; zinc ion binding. The transcript has 22 exons. NCBI's taxonomy places the organism in Eukaryota, Metazoa, Cnidaria, Hydrozoa, Anthoathecata, Hydractiniidae. The record is from RefSeq and is a predicted model, not a curated record.